Anopheles gambiae (African malaria mosquito) is the source of this 467-nucleotide messenger RNA. RefSeq names its product selenoprotein V-like. The record is from RefSeq and is a predicted model, not a curated record. The coding region runs from base 52 to 453 and encodes 133 amino acids. Lineage: Eukaryota; Metazoa; Arthropoda; Insecta; Diptera; Culicidae. The transcript has a single exon.
GCAUAUAUUUACGCGUUUCCCGUUCUGAUCCCGAAGCCAGUCCUGCUCCCGAUGCCAGGCCUGAUCCCGAAGCCCGUCCUGCUCCCGAUGCCGGUCCUGAUCCCGAUGCCCGUCCUGAAAUCUGUGCCAGUCCUGAUACCGGUGCCAAUCCUGCUCCCGAUGCCAAUCCUGCUCCCGAUGCCAAGCCUGAUCCCGAUGCCAACCCUAUUCCCGAAGCCCGUCCUGAUACCGGUGCCUUUCCUGAUGCCAGAGCCCGUCCUGAUACCGGUGCCUUUCCUGAUGCCAGAGCCCGUCCUGAUACCGGUGCCAGUACUGAUACCGGUACCCGUCCUGAUAUCGGUGCCAGUACUGAUAUCGUUGCUAGUCCAGGUCCCGAUUGCUGUACCGAUUUCGAUCGCUGUCCUGACGCCGUUCCCGGUCCUGAUCCGUUCUGAUUUACAUUCAUUUUUUUAAAUGUUUUGUUUGGU